AUGCAGCGGAGGCCUUCCCUGGGACACAGCGGAGGCCUUCCCUGGGACUCAGCGGUGGCCUUCCCUGGGACUCAGCGGAGGCCUUCCCUGGGACUCAGCGGAGGCCUUCCCUGGGACUCAGCGGAGGCCUUCCCUGGGACUCAGCGGAGGCCUUCCCUGGGACUCAGCUGUGGCCUUCCCUGGGACUCAGCUGUGGCCUUCCCUGGGACUCAGCGGAGGUCUUCCCUGGGACUCAGCGGAGGUCUUCCCUGGGACUCAGCUGUGGCCUUCCCUGGGACUCGCACCAACAGCUCCUCUUGGUUUCUCCAUGGGGAGUACACCGUAGAGGUGGCCAUCAACGACUACCUGGACAUCUACUGCCCCCACUACGCGGACCCGCUCCCCCUGGAGCGCAUGGAGCGUUACAUCCUCUUCAUGGUCAACUACGACGGCUACACCACCUGCGACCACCGCAUGAAGGGCUUCAAGCGCUGGGAGUGCAACCGGCCACAGAGCCCCAACGGACCGCUCAAGUUCUCCGAGAAGUUCCAGCUCUUCACUCCCUUCUCACUAGGGUUUGAGUUCCGGCCGGGUCACGAGUACUACUACAUCUCGUCUCCACACCCUAACCUUGUUGGGAAACCCUGCUUGAAGUUGAAAGUCUAUGUCAAGCCCACAAAUGACUCAGUGUAUGAGUCCCCAGAGCCCUUCCUGACAGACGACAGCACCGGUGGCUGUUGCGUGGCCGCCCCCUGCCUCUCCCUCAUGCUGGCCAUGCUGCUCACGCUUCUCCUGUCCUCAUCAUAG
This is a messenger RNA of Salvelinus namaycush (lake trout), 786 nucleotides long. RefSeq names its product ephrin-A2-like. Bases 1 to 786 code for a protein of 261 amino acids. Gene Ontology annotation, molecular function: ephrin receptor binding. The record is from RefSeq and is a predicted model, not a curated record. Gene Ontology annotation, cellular component: plasma membrane. The transcript is spliced from 5 exons. Gene Ontology annotation, biological process: osteoclast differentiation; axon guidance; ephrin receptor signaling pathway. Lineage: Eukaryota; Metazoa; Chordata; Actinopteri; Salmoniformes; Salmonidae.